Molecule: messenger RNA, 2107 nt
Organism: Salvia miltiorrhiza (redroot sage)
Lineage: Eukaryota; Viridiplantae; Streptophyta; Magnoliopsida; Lamiales; Lamiaceae
Product: FACT complex subunit SSRP1
Exons: 16
Coding region: 1-1968 (655 amino acids)
Cellular component (GO): FACT complex; nucleus
Molecular function (GO): histone binding; nucleosome binding; DNA binding
Source: RefSeq, a predicted model, not a curated record
AUGAUCGUUCAUUACUCCUCCAUUCCAGAUUCAGUUUCUUGUAUGGCGGAGCUCCUCUUCAACAGCAUCGCUCUCAGUGGCCGCGCUGGAACUAAUGCAGGGCAACUUAAGGUACAUUCAGGUGGAAUAGUAUGGAAAAAGCAGGGCGGCGGGAAGACAGUGGAAGUUGAUAAAAGUGAUUUGAUAGGGCUUACCUGGAUGAAGAUUCCUCGAACAAAUCAACUUGGAGUUCGGACAAAAGAUGGCCUUUAUUAUAAGUUCACUGGCUUCAGGGACCAAGAUGCUACCGGCCUGACUGCAUUUUUCCAAUCCAACUAUGGGAAAACACCAGAGGAGAAGCAGUUUUCUGUCAGUGGAAAAAACUGGGGGGAAGUUGAUUUAAAUGGAAAUAUGCUUACUUUCCUUGUGGGAGCUAAACAAGCAUUUGAGGUUUCCCUAGCAGAUGUUGCACAAACCCAACUUCAAGGAAAAAAUGAUGUCAUGUUAGAGUUUCAUGUAGAUGACACUACUGGGGCCAAUGAGAAAGAUUCUUUAAUGGAAAUAAGUUUUCACAUCCCGAAUUCGAACACUCAAUUUGUUGGUGAUGAAAGCUGCCCUCCAGCUCAGGUGUUCCGGGACAAGAUUGUUUCAAUGGCAGAUGUUGGAGCGGGAGGUGAAGAAGCCGUUAUUACUUUCGAUGGAAUUGCUAUACUCACUCCUCGUGGGCGAUACAAUAUUGAACUUCAUCUCUCCUUUUUGCGCCUACAAGGACAAGCCAAUGACUUCAAAAUUCAGUAUAGCAGUGUUGUUCGUGUUUUCUGGUUGCCAAAGUCUAACCAGCCGCAUACCUUUGUGGUUGUAACUCUAGACCCACCAAUUCGGAAGGGGCAAACUUUGUAUCCACAUAUUGUGAUGCAGUUUGAGACAGAUGCUGUGAUGGAUGCAGCCCUGUCAAUGAGUGAAGACCUUUAUAAUGCCAAAUACAAGGACAAACUAGAGCUUGCACAUAAGGGACUCGGACAUGAGAUCUUUGUGGCAAUUCUGCGUGGUCUGUCGGGUGCCAAGGUGACAAGACCAGGGAAAUUCCGUAGUAGCCAAGAUGGUUAUGCUGUGAAGUCGUCCCUUAAAGCUGAAGAUGGAGUUCUUUAUCCUCUUGAAAAAAGCUUCUUCUUCUUACCCAAGCCGCCUACGCUCAUUCUCCACGAGGAGGUGGAAUAUGUGGAAUUUGAGAGGCACACUGCUGGAGGUUCAAAUAUGCAUUAUUUUGAUUUUCUGAUUAGACUUAAGACCGAGCAGGAGCACCUUUUCCGAAACAUUCAGAGAAAUGAGUACCAUAAGCUCUUUGAAUUCGUCCAAAAUAAAGGGCUGAAGCUGAUGAAUUUGCCAACAACUCAGGCAACAGAUGGCGUUGCAGAUGUUCUUCAUCAUGCUGAUGAUGAUGCUGUUGACCCACAUCUUGAGAGGAUAAAAAAUGAAGCAAUCAGUGAUGAGGAGGACGAGGACUUUGUUGCUGACAAAUAUGAUGAAGGCUCCCCAACAGAUGAUUCUGGGGAAGGGGAAUCCGAUGCCAGUAAAAGUGGAGACGAAAAAGAGGCACCAACCAAAAAGAAACCCAAAAAAGAACCUUCCCUUCCCAAGGCAUCAUCAAGUAAGAAAAAAGCUAAAGAGGGUGAAGACGAGGGAUCCAAGAAGAAGAAACAAAAGAAGAAAAAGGAUCCAAAUGCACCAAAGAGGGCAAUCAGUGCCUUCAUGUUCUUCUGUCAAACUGAAAGAGAGAAUCUCAAGAAAACUCAUCCUGGAAUCUCCUUUACAGAAGUGGGCAAAGUUCUAGGUGAAAGAUGGAAUAAAAUGACAGGUGAGGAGAAAUGUCCGUAUGAAGCUAAAGCUCGAGCAGACAAGAUACGUUAUAGCGAUGAGAUCGCUGACUAUAGAAAUCCGCAAACCACUAAUGUAGAUGCCCCUCGCACCUCUAAUUACUUCAAACAUUAGCUUUGCUAACUUAUAUAGCUUAUACAUGUAUUUAUUUUUCUGUUUUUACCAACAUUGGAUACAUAUGUCUUCGGAAUUAAUAUAGAAAUGCUAUUUUGAUAAUAUAAAGCUAGUUGAUUAAUAUAUGUCUUCGGAAUUA